Molecule: messenger RNA, 458 nt
Organism: Amphimedon queenslandica
Lineage: Eukaryota; Metazoa; Porifera; Demospongiae; Haplosclerida; Niphatidae
Exons: 3
Coding region: 38-340 (100 amino acids)
Source: RefSeq, a predicted model, not a curated record
GUGACAUUAUUCUCUUCACAGUCCUACAACUGUUAACAUGUGCUACAACUCAUCACCGUGGCAACAGACUCCUCCCUCAUUCUAUCGUCCCCAGCAGACCCCCUCCCUUGAACUCUAUGGUAAUGCUAUCUCAUUGAACAAAGCAGGAGGAGGAGGAGGGGGAGGAGGAGGAGGAGGGAGCAGGAAAUCAUCAGCUAGGAGGAGACCAAUGGGACAGGCUUAUAAUAACUACAGGUAUACAGUGUCUCAUCCAGGACUAUCAGUUCAAGGACUCUCAGUUAAUGAUAGAGUUAAACAUUUGAAGCAUCUCUCAACAGCUUCAAACUUGUCAACAUCAUAACUAACUGUACAUGUAUGUGUUCAAUAAUAUUAUUUUCCAUUAUAAUGAUACACCUGCACCCACACACAACUAAACAUAUUCAUGUGUUAUAAACAACAAAAUUAUAAAUAUACAAUAA